AUGAGUAGAGAGCAGAGUACGCCACUACUGAGUAAACCAUCUUGCAGGGGGGGGGGCAAGGAGAAGCCAAGGAGAAGCCAAGGAGAAGGCAAGGAGGAGGAGGAGAAGGCAAGGAGAAGCCAAGGAGAAGGCAAGGAGAAGCCAAGGAGAAGCCAAGGAGAAGGCAAGGAGAAGGCAAGGAGAAGCCAAGGAGAAGCCAAGGAGAAGCCAAGGAGAAGGCAAGGAGAAGCCAAGGAGAAGGCAAGGAGAAGCCAAGGAGAAGGCAAGGAGGAGGAGGAGAAGGCAAGGAGAAGCCAAGGAGAAGCCAAGGAGAAGGCAAGGAGAAGGCAAGGAGAAGCCAAGGAGAAGGCAAGGAGAAGCCAAGGAGAAGCCAAGGAGAAGGCAAGGAGAAGCCAAGGAGAAGCCAAGGAGAAGCCAAGGAGAAGGCAAGGAGGAGAAGCCAAGGAGGAGAAGCCAAGGAGGAGAAGCCAAGGAGGAGGAGGAGAAGCCAAGGAGGAGGAGGAGAAGCCAAGGAGGAGGAGGAGAAGCCAAGGAGGAGGAGGAGAAGCCAAGGAGGAGGAGGAGAAGCCAAGGAGGAGGAGGAGAAGCCAAGGAGGAGGAGGAGAAGCCAAGGAGGAGGAGGAGAAGCCAAGGAGGAGGAGGAGAAGCCAAGGAGGAGGAGGAGAAGCCAAGGAGGAGAAGCCAAGGAGGAGAAGCCAAGGAGGAGAAGCCAAGGAGGAGAAGCCAAGGAGGAGAAGCCAAGGAGGAGAAGCCAAGGAGGAGAAGCCAAGGAGGAGAAGCCAAGGAGGAGAAGCCAAGGAGGAGAAGCCAAGGAGGAGAAGCCAAGGAGGAGAAGCCAAGGAGGAGAAGCCAAGGAGGAGAAGCCAAGGAGGAGAAGCCAAGGAGGAGAAGCCAAGGAGGAGAAGCCAAGGAGGAGAAGCCAAGGAGGAGAAGCCAAGGAGGAGAAGCCAAGGAGGAGAAGCCAAGGAGGAGAAGCCAAGGAGGAGAAGCCAAGGAGGAGAAGCCAAGGAGGAGAAGCCAAGGAGGAGAAGCCAAGGAGGAGAAGCCAAGGAGGAGAAGCCAAGGAGGAGAAGCCAAGGAGGAGAAGCCAAGGAGGAGAAGCCAAGGAGGAGAAGCCAAGGAGGAGAAGCCAAGGAGGAGAAGCCAAGGAGGAGAAGCCAAGGAGGAGAAGCCAAGGAGGAGAAGCCAAGGAGGAGAAGCCAAGGAGGAGAAGCCAAGGAGGAGAAGCCAAGGAGGAGAAGCCAAGGAGGAGAAGCCAAGGAGGAGAAGCCAAGGAGGAGAAGCCAAGGAGGAGAAGCCAAGGAGGAGAAGCCAAGGAGGAGAAGCCAAGGAGGAGAAGCCAAGGAGGAGAAGCCAAGGAGGAGAAGCCAAGGAGGAGAAGCCAAGGAGGAGAAUUUCUAUAAACCUAGUGCAAAAUUCAUUAGGGAUAUACUCCCAGGUUGUGUUCCACCACAAGCCUUACGUUAA
This is a messenger RNA of Schistocerca nitens (vagrant locust), 1467 nucleotides long. RefSeq lists its product as uncharacterized. The record is from RefSeq and is a predicted model, not a curated record. The transcript has 3 exons. Lineage: Eukaryota; Metazoa; Arthropoda; Insecta; Orthoptera; Acrididae. The coding region runs from base 1 to 1467 and encodes 488 amino acids.